CUGGAAAAACAGCAACACGGACAGUUCCUAGCAGAAUCCCAACGGGAACAAAACAAACUGUAAUGGUAACUGACCUCUCCACUUCAAAUUUUGACUUAAUUGCGCAUCAGAGAUUUGUUACCUAUAAUGAUAUCGGAAUUGAAUCUAUAACGGAAUUUUCCGAAGAGAUUAUUGUAUUUUUUAAAGCGAUAUCCAUUAGUGAAGCUAGUAAUUUUCACCCAAAAAAUGGAUACAGAUUCAUCAGCUCAGUUGCCUAUAAAACUUUCGGAUAAUUAUUCGCAAAAUGAAACCCUCUGCAUACUGAAGGGAGAAGAUAUAAAAGACAUUCCGACGUCAUAUGUCAUCGGUGGUUUCGAAUCUCAUGAGUUGAUUGCAGUCGGCACAUACGUCGACAAAAAUAUCAUUCCUGGUUUUCAGUACAAAGUAAGAAAAAACCUCAGCGAUGAAUAUCUAUUCAAUGGCCAAGCUCGUUUCUUGGAGACAAUAGGUCUGGGCUACGGUAAAAGAUUGACUUUCCAAGGUGAUAGUCUGAACGAAAAUGACAAUUAUUUCUGGUCCGACAGCCGUCUACAUGGGUAUGGAUUCACCUUUCAAGCCAUCUCAUCGAACGCCAUCUUCAGGAUCCUGAAUGCAUCGAGUGGCCAGGACAUUGGAAGGAUCAUUGUCAAUAACCCUGCUAUUUCACCUGACAUCGAAAUUGGCACAGUAAUUCAAGAUGAUGGUAGGAUUGAAAAGAGGGUCGAGGUACAUUUCAUGUGCGAUGUUGUGUUUAGCAGCAGCAUUACCCAGCAGAAUGUUCUGGUAGAGGAUGUUUCAGUCAAGGGUGAGGCGACUGUUGUCCGGAAUGGUGCGACCACCAAGGCAAGAGUUACAAAAAUAGUCCUGCAAGAGUUCAUCCAAGACAACUGCUACAUGCUGCCCGAAGAGUGACUUUGAUAAUAGUAAAAAUUUUUCAUUGUUUAGUUUCGAUCUCACUAAUGUCAAGGAUAUGAGAAGUGAAUACUAAAAUCGGAGUAGAUGAAGUAGAUAGAAGUCACUAUUCAUUUAGCAGAAGUGGAACCAACUCAGGAUCCUUUAAAAAUCUUUGGUGUUGAUUUAUGAAAAUAUUUGUGUAAAUAUUCUGUAUAUAAAGAAUGUAGAAAUCAGGUACUAAGUAGCAUUGUUGGGAUUAUUUAGUCUGAUAAUAGUUUGGAAGAGUAAGGCUUAUUAUCUUCAGUGCUAGAAAUACAUUUUUAGAAAUGUGCGAUAUUUUCAAAACUUCAUUAUUUUAUUUUAUAGUUUUAAAAGAAAAUAAAAAUAUUUCUCUUUGUAUUCAAAUCAAAUUCUCAUACAGCAAAAAUUUGUAGAAUGACAAAUUUUUUCUGAUGAAAUUCCCUAAUUGAAAAUGUAUCCUAUAAGCCAAUUGUAAUUUUACAUUGGAGAAAAUUAAUAAUUUUCUUAGUUUUAUCUAAAAAAAAAUUUAAAAAAGAGAGAUUAUUACAUUAUAUUUCUCUCAGACUAAGCUUAUAUAGUUGUAUUAAAAUGUAAAGAAAUUAUGUAUUACAUGUAAAAAGAGUUAAUAUUUUUUACCUCCUGGAAAAAAGCCCUUUGUCAGUAUUAACGGAGAAAUUAAAUCACAAAAAUGUAAGUCAUUUAUUAUUGUGCUCUUUCAAUGUGCAGUUUUAACACAAAUUGCAUAAGAAUAGAGCCACCAUUCUUAUAUAUAUGUGAAUUUUGUUAUUGAAUGUAAAAACUAAAAUAAAUGUAUUAUACUUGUGAAA
Argiope bruennichi is the source of this 1760-nucleotide messenger RNA. RefSeq lists its product as uncharacterized. Bases 226 to 930 code for a protein of 234 amino acids. Lineage: Eukaryota; Metazoa; Arthropoda; Arachnida; Araneae; Araneidae. The record is from RefSeq and is a predicted model, not a curated record. The transcript is spliced from 4 exons.